AUGGCCCAGGUUCAGCUGCCAUGGGCUUUCGUUCUCGCGUUGGCCAGACUUACGUGGCGUCUGGACCGACGAGGUGUCUGGACCGACGAGUCUUCAAGGCACGAUGAGACCAAGACAAAGAACCCGACGAACGUCUGGACCCCGCCCAGAGCCGUGCCUGACUCGGUUCCAAUGAGCCUGGACUUGGAACUACACAAGCCUUCUCCAACCGGCCGAGUCUGGGAUCACCAGAAAAGCGCUCCCAACAAGCGACGCCGGUCACGCCAAUCAACGCUCUGCGUAUUCGGCAGCGGUCCGAUGCGCCGCGAAUCCAGUGGGUCUCCGCGCCCCGAUUGGCCCUGUGCGCUCGGCGUUCAAUGCCCGUUCAUUGGCGCUCUGGCCUUCACUUGCUCGGCAUUAUUGGCCAUUCGGUUGGUCCAGCGUUGCGCGAAGCACUUCGCAUGGGAGCUACCGAGCACUGCGAUAUCAGCAGCCAGAACGGAGGUGGUGGGUAACACCGUCGACGUGUUGAGCCAAACGGAGGACAUCGUAUUGAAGGAGCACAAUCACCAUGACCACGGCGACGAUGAUGCAGUGGCGCUUAUGGUGCUUAUUUACCUAAAAUUGACGGGUGGCAGCCGAGUGGAUGUCCACUGUGCUCCUCAGAACAGCGAAGGACGAGCAGCAUUACAACUAGACUUGGAAGGGGAAUGCCCAGGAUGGGAUGGUCGGAUAGGCUUCAGGCAUCUCGACGGUUUCGAGGUAACAUGA
Penicillium canariense is the source of this 750-nucleotide messenger RNA. RefSeq lists its product as uncharacterized. Bases 1 to 750 code for a protein of 249 amino acids. NCBI's taxonomy places the organism in Eukaryota, Fungi, Ascomycota, Eurotiomycetes, Eurotiales, Aspergillaceae. The record is from RefSeq and is a predicted model, not a curated record. The transcript is spliced from 2 exons.